This is a messenger RNA of Oncorhynchus gorbuscha (pink salmon), 2314 nucleotides long. Its product is annotated as hyccin-like. The record is from RefSeq and is a predicted model, not a curated record. Gene Ontology annotation, cellular component: plasma membrane. Gene Ontology annotation, biological process: phosphatidylinositol phosphate biosynthetic process; protein localization to plasma membrane. Lineage: Eukaryota; Metazoa; Chordata; Actinopteri; Salmoniformes; Salmonidae.
AUUCCGAAUGAGUCCUUCUCGAGUUCACUCUAGUGUUGGAGAGUGGUGGGAGUAAAUUAAAAUGGAGGUUUUGAUGUUGAUUAAUGAUUUAGCUUGCUAGUGUCUUUAUGGAGUAAUUGAUAUCUACCCCUUUCCUCGGACGGAACAAUAGUGGACUUGGAGACAAAGGAAAUCUCGAGAUAGCAUGAUAGUAGAGGUGUGUCCACAACAGCAGAUGAGGGAAGAUGUUGGCUAUGGACCAAGGAGUGGUGGAGGAGUGGCUGUCAGAGUUUAAGACCCUUCCUGACAGUGCAGUGUCCAGCUACGCAGCGUCUCUGAAGGAGAAAGGCUCCCUGGUCCCAGCGCUCUACAAAGUCAUCAGGGAGAACUACAGUGAUUUGUUGGAGCCAGUGUGUCACCAGUUGUUUGAGUUCUAUCGUAGCGGAGAGCCACGGCUGCAGCGGUUUGUUCUCCAGUUCCUCCCUGAGCUGCUCUGGUCCCUCCUCCUGGCUCCGUCUGCAGCCAGGGACCCACAUACCUCCGGCUGUAUAGAGGCCCUGCUACUGGGGAUAUAUAAUCUGGAGAUUGUAGAUAAGGAUGGACAGAGUAAAGUCCUUUCUUUCACUGUCCCUUCCCUCUCCAAACCCUCAGUCUACCACGAGCCCUCCACCAUUGGCUCCCUGGCGUUGACGGAAGGGGCUCUAGCUAAUCAUGGGCUGCGUAGAGUGGUGUACAGCGGGCCUCUACAGAGAGAAACCUUCACGGCUCAGAACAGGUUUGAGGUGCUGACCUUCCUGCUGCUGUGUUACAAUGCAGCUCUCAGCUACAUGACCUCUUCAUCUCUGCAGUCCCUCUGCCAGCUCAGCUCCAGGGUGUGUAUCUGUGGUUACCCGCGGCAACAGCUAAGGAGGUAUAAAGGCAUCAGCUCUCGUCUGACCGUCACCUCUGAGUUCCUGGUCCAACUCAUCACUGGGAUACAUUAUGCACUGUGUAAUGGGGAGAUGGACCUGGGUUCCAAGGCGCUGGAUGAUGUUCUGUAUCGAGCUCAGCUAGAACUGUACCCUGAAGCUCUACUGGUGGGUAAUGCCAUCAAGUCGUCCCAACAGUGUGCUGCGCUGAAGUCUGGCGCUAGUAAAGAAGGAGCUCGCAGCAUUCAGGUGGAGAUCACUCCUACUUCCUCUAGGAUUUCACGGAAUGCGGUCACGUCACUCUCUAUCAGAGGACACCGCUGGAAACGCCAUGACGCAGUGGAUUUGGGUUCCCCGGAUGAGUUGAUGGAUAUCUCUGAAGUGGAUGAAGGGGUGUGGCCUACAGGAGGGGCUGGCCCGGACUCACUGACUCCACCUACCAUCACUAUCAGCAACAGCGUUACCCCUGUGGUGGGAGGGGCCAAGACAGGGAGCAGGAAGUGGCAUCUAGGCGGACGGUCGCAUAAGGAGAAGGAGGCUUGUCCUCCAGGGGGGCAGACCCUGGGCGAGAACCUGGAUCUGUCAAUCAAACGUCUGACGCUGACGUCCAGCCAAUCUGUGCCCAAGGGACCGAGCCAUAGCGCACUGAGCAGCCUAUCGCGUACAGCCAGCGCUGUGUUCUCACGCUCCUUUGAGGGAAACAACACCGGAGGAAACCGUGGCAACCCCGAGGCUGGCCGCUAUUCAUGCAGUGGCAGCCUGCAGGAGGAGGAGUUAGGCUAUCUAAGCCCCACCCCCAACCACAACCAGCGCUCGCCCAGCAUCAGCGUGCACUUUAGGAGCGACCUGUGAACCCUGACCUCUAACUCUUGAGCUCUCACCCCCAUCUCAAUCCUCUAACCCCAUACCCCUGUACCUGUAACCUGUAUUCCCAGCCUGCCAGAAGGACUGGAACACAUUCCCUCUUAUCCCCCUCCUUUCCUCACCAUCCCCCUUUCUUUCCUAUACAUACCAUUCUUCAUUUCCUUCUCUUCUUCAGUAGGACAGCUGCCCCCUAUAGAAACUGGCUUCUCUCCUACCCUUCCUCUCUCUCCAAAGCGAGAGCCUUGUGUGAGAGCAGGGAGCCUGUGUCCAUCCCUCCGCCCUGGAACUACAGAACCACCAGACAGAUCUGCAGACUGUUUUCUGAGAGUGUUUGGAAAUUGAGUAUUUAAGACUCUUGUUUGUCCUGUUUGGCUUUCUGUACAUCCCUCCUGACCACGCCCCCAUCACCGGGCAAGUACGGUGUUUGUGAGCUUGUGUGUGUGGGAGCUUGCAUGCGAGUGUGAAUGCAAUAAAGUGUUGCCGACUGUUUUUAGAAUAAAGGUUGCUGAUUGCUGCAAUGAACAAGGUGUGAUACUCCCAAAAAUAAAAUGAAAAUAAAUAUA